Molecule: messenger RNA, 2127 nt
Organism: Amorphotheca resinae ATCC 22711
Lineage: Eukaryota; Fungi; Ascomycota; Leotiomycetes; Helotiales; Amorphothecaceae
Exons: 5
Coding region: 1-2127 (708 amino acids)
Cellular component (GO): nucleus; HULC complex
Molecular function (GO): ubiquitin protein ligase activity
Source: RefSeq, a predicted model, not a curated record
AUGGAGGAUAGGAAGAGAUCAGCCGCUCAGGAUGACCUCGCGCCUCCGACAAAGAGACAGGCUGUCAAUGGUAGCAGGAACUCAGCUGAUUCCGACCUUCCAUGGGCAAAGGACCUUGAGAACUAUCAAAAGGAUGCGAUCUAUCGUCAGAUGCUUGAGUAUAAGCGCGAGAAGGCCACGUUGGAGUCACAGUUGAGAGACGUCCAAAAAAGAUCGGUUGAUCAUGAUAAUCACUUACGUGUUAUCGAUGCUUGGUGGUCGCAGUUACUGGACGAGGUCCGACUGCUCGGAGAAGACAAGGUCCCCGAAUCAGAUGCCGAUAUAACGUUCACCACAUCACUACAUUUCAAGGGUAGCGAGGAUUUUUCGGAACACCUUCAAUCAAAAGGGAAAGAGAUUAAGUCAAAGCUUACCUCCCUCUUCACGAAUCUCGCUGGGUCCCGUGGCAAGUCCUCGCCAGAUGUCCAGGACCUUCAAGAAAAGAUCGCCAAGCUAUUAGCUUCCCAGAAAGAGUAUAUGGUUAAGCUUGAUAAGUUGCGGACAGAAAAAGAGGAGCUCAGCGAGCGACUGGAAACCGCUUCUCUACGAUAUAUCAAGGCGGAGAAGCGACUAGAUAGAGCCAAAAGCUCAGCCGUCGCAAAGUUAGAACAACAAGCCAUUGCAGGUACAGGCAACAGUGCUGGUAGUGGUAUUGGUGGAGUCGAAAAUGGAGAUGUCGAGAUGGCCAAUGGUGUCGAGGAGGAGAGCGCCGCGUCUCAAACUGCGUACAAAGAGGCUGCUGCAGUUGUCGCUAAGCAAAAAGAGCAGCUUGAGGCGGUAACGGCAGAGAAUAAAAGCCUGACAGAGCAGCUUACGGCAGCCACGACGAGACUCGCUAGUUUGAAUGAAGACGAUUAUGCACGGACGGAACUCUUCAAACAAUUUCGAAUCCAACACGAGGAUGUCAUCAGAAGAAUUAACCAUCUCGAGGCGACAAACAUUCAAUUGCGGGAGGAGGCAGAAAAGUACCAAGCCGAGCGGACAGCCUACCGAACGCAAAUCGAGAACGAAUCCGAUAUCCUUACGGGCGAAUUGGAAAGCCAGUUACAACGCGUCGAUGCUGACCUUACCAGAAUCCGAUCUGCCCGGGAUGAAUUGAUUGCCGAAGUUGGCAUGCGGAAGGCCACCCAAGACCAGGAUCAUACUGCGACUGAACAUCUCAAAGAGCUCUUGGGCGCAAAAGAGGACCGCAUUACAGCCUUGGAACUUGAAGUCGAACGUCUGCGAUCUCGAGUUGAAGAGCAAGCAUGCGAACCAACCCCUCGACCGGAAAUAGAUGCUCUGGACAUGGAACAAUUACGAAGGAAGUACGAGACUAUGGAGCGAGAGCUCGAAUCUAUCAAUAAAGAACUGCCAGCUCUUCAAGGCGCAUACAAGAGAGUGCAAGCUUUGUCGACCAAGAAAGUUAUGGACUUUUCUGCUCUCGAGGAGAAGGUUCAGGUUCUUUCAGCAGAAAAGUCCAAGGCGGAUCAAAAGUAUUUCGCGGCGCGGAAGGAUAUGGAUACCCGUAUUGGCGAAGUGCGAGCAUUAAGGGCCCAAAAUGCGAAGAGUUCGGAGAUCAUUGCACAAUUAAAGGAUGUUGAGACCUCGAACCGGACUCUGCUCAGCAACCUCGAGAAGCAAUUGAGCGAUAUGAGACAAUCAAACACUACAGUCAUGACAGAGAACAAGAAGUUGGAGACGACGACCAGAGAAGCAACCAGCAAAUGCGAAACCCUAAAGAAUCAAGUUGCGGAGCUCACCAAUUUGCUGAAGUCCAAGGAUGCAAGUUACUCGAGCAAUAAGCAACGAAUUCAAUCAAUGGAGCAAGAAUUGGAGCAACUUCGUGCGCGGUAUGAACAAACGCAAAAGGACAGAGAUACCUGGAAGGCAAAGAGUCUGAGUAACCAAUCAGGGGAAGAAGAAAUGCUUAGAACUCUUGCACUCUGCACCAUCUGUCGGAAGGAUUUCAAGAAUACUAUUCUCAAGACCUGCGGACAUCUCUUCUGCAACAACUGUGUCGAAGACCGCAUUGCGAACCGCAUGCGAAAGUGCCCCAAUUGCGCGAAGGCUUUCGACAAAAUGGACGUAAUGACUGCCCACAUGUGA